Molecule: messenger RNA, 1356 nt
Organism: Fulmarus glacialis (Northern fulmar)
Lineage: Eukaryota; Metazoa; Chordata; Aves; Procellariiformes; Procellariidae
Product: coiled-coil domain-containing protein 19, mitochondrial-like
Source: RefSeq, a predicted model, not a curated record
AUGGGGCUCAGCGGGACAGGGAGCCUGCAGCAGUCACGCUCUGGCAGCCCCAUCGUGAUCCUUUGGGAUGUGCAGGCUGCCCCGAAAGCGUCGCCUGCUGGCAGGGAGAAGCCCUCGACCCUCGUCGUCACCAAGGACUUCAUCCGUGACCUCAUCGUCCCUGCAGAGAACCCAGCAGCAUCCCUCAUUAUUGGCCAGGAGGAUUUCCAGCGCAUUAAAAAAGCAGCUCGAGUCCUGACCAAGGAGGAGCGUGAGGCCAACGAGCUGGAGGAGGAGGCGCGGGAGCGGGCCCAGUACCUGCUGCAGCGGGCGAGCAGGAUGCGCAUGGAGCAGGAGGAUGAGAUCAAGGAGUUCAGCGAGCUAAUCCUUGGUGCCAAGUGCCACAUGAUCCGCGACACACAGAUCCUUGAGAAGCAGCUCAUCGCGAAAGAGCUGGAGGAAGAAGAGAAGCGCCUGGCCAAGAUGAUGGAGGUGGAGAGGAAAAAGGCUGACGAGAUGCAGGAGGAACUGGAGCACAGGAGGAAGCAGGAGCUGAUCAGAGGGAGGCAGGAGCUUGUGAAGCAGAUGGAGCAGAACGCGGAGGAGCAGGCUAUGAGAGCCGAGCAACGGGACCAGGAGGCACAGGAGCUGCUGGAGUACUUGGAGCAGCUGAAGAUGGAGGACCUGAAGGACUUGGAGCGGAGACAGGAGCAACAGAAGAAAAUCCAGGCUGAGAUUAAACGCAUCAACGAUGAGAACCAGCGGCGCAAGGAGGAGCAGCGAGAGCAGGAGAGGAUGGCAGACGAACGGGUGCUCGAGGACCAGAGACAGAAAAUGGAGCGUGAGGCCGAGUUUGAAGCUGAGCAGGAGAGAAUCCGUCGGGAGAAGGAGAAGGAGACGGCACGCUUGAGGGCCAUGCAAGAGAGGGCUCAGGACCACCAGGCAGAGCAGGACGCGCUGAGGGCCAAGCGCAGCCAAGAGGCUGCUGAGCGAGAGUGGCGGCGCAAGGAGAAGGAGGCGGCGCAGAGGAAGGCCGAGGUGGAGCAGAUGCUGAAGCAGAGCCGCCUGGAGCAGAUUGCCCAGCGGGAAAAGCAGAGCCGCCUGGAGCAGAUGGCCCAGCGGGAGCACAGCAUGGCCGUGCAGGUGCAGCAGGACCGCCACGAGUUCGAGAGGAUCCUCAGGGCCCAACGGGAGCAGAUGGAGAAGGAGAAGGCAGAGGAAGCUCGGAGAGCAGGUCUGCAGCUCGCCCAUGCUAACGAUGUCCGGCGCCAGAUCCAGCGCAUCGCCCAGCUCAAGCAGCAGAAGAUGCAGGAGCUCAGAGCCUCUGGCAUCCCCGAGAAGUACUGCGCCCAGGUGGAGCGGAGGGCCCUGAGCUGA